CGAUUGAAUACUUUUUAUUCUGUGAAAUUGUUCUUUCUAAUUUUUCUACGCUGUAUUGAGAUGAAAAAUAAAUCUAGAAGUUUUAAACUUUCAAACGAUAUAACAAUGUGCACCGUUUCUAUGAAAUUAAUUAAUAAGUUAUCAGUUUGAUAGGUCUGUUCAUAUCCGCAACAAAUUGUAGCACAAGUUGAUUCCAAAAUGGUGGACGUUUGUUGUGUCUUUCAAGUGAUUUGUUAAAUAUUUCGCCUUCGUAAGUAAAAUUUAAUUCUAUUGACUCAUUUGAGCCUUUGAAAAAUGUAAUGCGCUUAGUUCUUGUCUUGAGAGGUUCUUAUAGAAGUUAAAUAUGGAUGAUAAGGAAAAGGAACCAGGGAACCAGGACCUAGACAGUGGUGAACCACAGACUUCAGAUGACACAGCCGUCCCUGCUGAAAGUGUUGAUGCCAACCUCAGUGAUGACACAUUUAGAGAUAUUAUUAGUCAAGAUAGUCUCCUAAAUAAUUUGGAUCAUGGCAACAAGGACAGUGAUAGUGUAAAUAAUGAUAAUAGUCAAGAAAAUGUGCAGAAGGAGGAUGGUACUGUAAAAGAAACUGAAGAAGAUAGUUCUGAACCAGCGUCACAAAAUACUUCACAAGAUUCCGAACAGGAUGUUCCCACAAAAGAAGAAACUUCAGAUGAUAAAGAAAGUACAUCCCAAGAGGAUGAUGUAGAAAAUGUAAAAACAGAGGGUGAAAAUGCUGAAGCAACAGAGGAUAGUAAACCAAGUCAUAGCAAAGAUCAAAAUGAUUCAGUAGUUUCAGCUAAUGAUGAUGAGAAGAGAGAAAUAGGUAAACCAGAAUUUGAGACUGCCCCAAAUGUCUUGGAUGACUCGCAAGAAGAUCACACGCAGGCAUUAGACCCUUUCGACACACUUCUGAAAAGUACAGAUACAAACACAGAAUCAUCAAGCAAAGAUGCUAACACAACUGUGAAUAUAGAUGAAGAAGAUGAUGAUGACACCAAUGCAGAUCAAGGGCCAAGUGAAGCCCCUGCCCCUGAUGAAGAACAUCAAGAACCCGGAGCUGACGAAGAAGUUUGUUUGUUACCUGACACUGAGCGUGAGAUAUCGGAGGCUGACAAGGCAGAAGCUGAGAAAGUGUUGGCUGAGAAACGGAAACGUAAUGAAGAAGCAGCAUUAGCAGCAGUUCCCAAAGAAGAGGCAGAUGUGACAGAACCAGUAGAAGGGGCAUCGGAAGAAACAGUACAAACUGAAGACAUUCCUGAAAAUACUGACGCUACGGACGCAAACCAGAGUGAAGACGCGUUGCAAGAAAAUGGCGGUGACAAAGAAAAUGAGCAUGAGGAGACAGCAGAACACGAGGAGACUGAUCAUUGCCCUAUUAGACAAAUAAACGAAACGAGGGCAGCAUGUGUGCAGUGCGAAGAAACCACAGCCUGUAUAUACCGGUUUUCAAACAAAGACUCAAAUUACAGUUACAUUUGUUCCUCAAACUGUAUCAAGCCGUUUAUAGCAAAAAAUCCGGGAAUGUAUAGUGUGGUCGCUUCAUACAUGAUUGAGGAAAUCACACCAGAAAUAUUAACUUGUUCUGAAUGCGAAGAAAGAAAAAUGUGCUACUUUUUCUACAAUUUUGAUGGAGAGGACACAGUUUAUUGUUCAACCGAGUGCUUACACAGCAUGAUGGCAGAUGAGAGGGACAGGUAUACAUAUAAAUGGCGAAAAAUAACAGUAGAAGAAAAACAAUCGCCCAUAGAAGACACAUGCUGUGUGUGCAAAACAACCAAGCAGUGUGCAUAUGGUAUGCAUAGAUAUGGGCAAACUUUGUCUAUAUGUGAACAAACGUGUUUAAGGAAUUUGAACUCUAAGGAAAAUGGUAGGUACAUAUUAAAGAAGAAAAGGACUCCACGAAAUCUGACGCCUAAAACUCCGCGACAAAAUCCUCCUUUGUUAAAACUUAAAGUAAUUAGUAAUGCAACAGAUAAAUAUCUUGACGAAGCAUACAAAAUACAAGCGAAAACACCAGCAAUGGUGCAAGCAGCACGCGAUGAGAGAGAUCGGACGUUUUUACGCUCGUGUUACCAAUGUCAUUCAAUUCUGACAAAUGAAGAGAAAAUGCUGACAUGGGAAGCUAUGGACUUCUGCAAUGAAGUCUGCCUAGGAAAAUACCAGAAUAAAAUAGGUUCUAAGUGCGCUAACUGUAAAAAGGCUGUGCAGCAUACAAGUUUAGGGAAGUAUUGUGUGCGCUUCGGUUACGAUAUACGACAAUUUUGCAACUCAGGAUGUCUGGAAGAGUUUAAAAAAGGGUUAAAAAUAUGCUGUUACUGUCAGAAGGAUAUAUCAUCUGGUAAUGAAGGCUUUUUAGCUCCUGUUGGUGAUAAAGGCCAGUUUAAAGACUUCUGCUCACAGCAAUGUAUGGAAAAGUUCGAUCAGAUGAGUAAGAAUCCCAUACCCCAGCCGGUUUGGGCAAAGUGUGCAGUGUGUUCAUUAGAAAAAGCAACAACUAUUGAAGUUGAGGUUGGACAAGACAUUCAGCAAAGGCUGUGCUCAGAUCCUUGUUUUGCUGCAUUCAAAUUCGUCAAUAAUAUGUUUCCAGAUCAAUGCCGUUGGUGUAAAAAAUAUUUCGAAAGGAAAGUGAGCUUAUUUUUCACUAUUUACGAAACAUCAUCUCAGCCAUUUUGUUUCUGUUCCAAACUGUGUAUGAACAUUUAUAUAAGCAACUCUCGACAUAUAGUGCCCUGUAAUUGGUGUAAGGUGAAAAAGUACAACUUUGAUAUGAUAAGGAGGGGGCAGGCCAAUGGGCUGAUGAUAAUGAUGUGCUCUCUCAACUGUCUCACGCUCUACCAGGUUUCGGUUAAUGCUGUUUCUUCUAGAAGAAUGAAAUGUGACAUGUGCAAGUUAUGGGCAAUGGCGCAGUACCAUCUCACGAUGUCAGACGCAACUGUGCGGAACUUCUGUACGUACCAGUGUGUCAUGAGUUUCCAGGGACAGUAUUCAAAGCAAGCACCACAAGAGGUGGCAGGCGACGCCGUUGAACAACCGAAGGCUGUACCAACCGGUGCCCCGAGGAGAACAUACGCCCCCGCCCAUAAGAAUAAUUCCUCUAAAGCACAAACAAGAUCUGGACUACCGGUUAUAUCGAACGUGCUAUCGCUCGCACCCGCACCCUCUGUACAAGUGACACGUGCCAAAUCGAAACGAAAUCAACCUCCUCCCCCUCCCCCGCCGGAGCCGGAACCCCCUCAGUCACCUAAGACACCUCCACCCCCGCCAAAACCACCAACACCACCUCCGCCGCCACCCCCAAAAAUAUACAACCAUGUAAUAGUUAAAACGUUACCGCCCAACGAAGUCGCAAAUAAAGCUACCAUGUCUAAACCAAUGAUGGUAUCAAAAGGUGUCUCCUGCCGUCCCCAUCCAUGCACAAAAGAAUGUCAAACUGACUCGAGUCUAGAACGGAAAGUACUUAUUCCAGUCCCCGUCCCCAUAUACGUCCCCGUACCCUGUGUUAUGUGGUCAUUGCCCUUCCCCAUACCUAUUCCCAUACCGCUACCUAUCCCGACUCCUGUAUUUAUACCAACAACGAGGAAUUCUGCGAAGGGGAUUAUGAAGGAAAUUAAUAAGAUACACGAUAAAAUGCCGACCGAUCCGUUUGAAGCUGAACUAUUGAUGAUGGCUGAAAUGGUUGCUGGUGAUAAGAAGAAGGAUCAGAGCGAUUCUGAUACAGAGGAAGAAAAUGAGGAAGGGUUCAGUCCUGUAGGCGGUAUAGACGGUAACAAUGCCUUCGGGGAAGACAUGCUUCAGAUGGCGUUGAAGAUGGCCACAGAGUAUGAAGACCAGCCCGUUGACCUGGAGUCCGCUAUGACAGCUAACACAAUCACACCCAGUUCACAUCCAGGAUUACCAGGUUUAGAAGGCGAGGCAAUGCACCAACACAUGAUGGCGCUAGAACAGCAACGCGCAGUGGCAGCACUGCGGGCGUCUAGCGUGGCCGGGGUGAACGCGGGCGCUGCCAGGAAAAGGGCACCUCCUCCCGCCGCCAGUCGAACGAGGAGUUCGAAGCGACGGAGAGAACCCGCGCCUGCGCCUGCCCCCGAACCGCCCCGCGAGCCGCAGGAGAAGCCAGAUGCGAAUAUGUGUCUAAAGUACACAUUCGGAGUGAACGCAUGGAAGCAAUGGGUCAUGACGAAGAACGCGGAAAUCGAGAAGAGUUCGAUACGACGGAAGCCGUUCAAGUCGGAGAUCCUGCAGCUGACCGCAGACGAGCUCAACUAUUCCCUUUGCCUCUUCGUCAAGGAGGUGCGGAAACCCAACGGUAGCGAAUACGCACCGGACACUAUUUAUUAUUUGGUUUUAGGUAUACAGCAAUAUCUCUUUGAAAAUGGUAGGAUAGACAACAUAUUCACAGACCCGUACUAUGAAAAAUUCACGGAUUGUUUGGACGAGGUUGCGAGAAAGUUUUCAGUUUUAUACAAUGACUCACAAUACAUAGUAACUAGGGUUGAAGAAGAACAUUUAUGGGAGAGCAAACAGCUAGGAGCACAUUCACCACACGUUUUGCUAUCCACACUUAUGUUUUUCAACACUAAACAUUUUAAUCUUGUUACCGUAGAUGAGCACAUGCAGUUGUCCUUUUCGCACAUAAUGAAGCAUUGGAAACGUAACCCUAAUCAGCCGGGUCAAGCCAAGAUACCCGGCUCCAGGAAUGUAUUGCUGCGAUUCUAUCCUCCACAAUCAGCGCUUGAGGCGAAUUCAAGAAAAAAGAAAGUGUAUGAACAACAAGAAAACGAAGAGAACCCUUUAAGGUGUCCUGUGAAAUUAUACGAGUUUUAUAUUUCAAAAUGUGUUUUUAACUCCAAUAGCCCAGAAUCUGUUCGUACAAGGAACGAUGUCUUCUACCUACAACCUGAAAGGUCUUGUGUACCAGACUCGCCAGUGUGGUACUCAACGCAGCCACUUAGUCGCGUCGCGUUAGCGAAGAUGCUGCACCGCGUCAAAAUGGUCAAGGAGAUAAACAUAGCACUCCUCACCAGCUAGGAUUUCAUCAUACAAUCAUUUGGUGGCAUGAAAGAAGUUGGGACAGCUUUUUGCAAAUUCCUACCACAUCCUUGCGGAGCUUUACUUAGGAGGCAACAGCGGUGUUGAUUCAUGAACAGUUUCCUUAUGGUUGUAAACGUGGUAACAAUGUAUAUUUUUUCUACUUUGUAUAUCAGUCUGCAAAAGGACAGUCUAACAUAGUAUAUGAUAGAUUUUUUUGAAAUGUUGCAAUGAGUUUAGAAUUAAGAAUUCUGUGCGGGGAAUGUUAUGUAUGUACAGAUUUUAUUUGAACUUAGAAAUACGUCGUUUUAUUUUCGCCGCAUUAUAUUUAUAUUUUAACUUUUUAAUGUGUCAACUAAUCCUUUAAUCACAUUACAAUUUCUUGGUGGAAUCAUUAUUAAAUUUGUAAAUACCCACGCUAAGCGUAAUGCGAAAUACAUCAUGUAAUUGUUUUAAUUUCGAAAAUGUAUAGAUACAUUCAUAAUUAUUGAUUAACGGACUUGAGAUUCGUUGAUCCUCAGUGCUAGAAAUGAAUUAAUGAAUUUAUAUUACGUUUAUGUAAUACGGAUUGCAUAUUUUGAUAGAUUUUAGAUGUAAGAGAAAAAUUCCAUGAUUUUUUAGUGAGGAUGCACACUUUCGUUGUAGUAGCAUUCGUUUUAUAAAUCGUAAAUAUGACUAUAAUAUUCACACAGAUAGAAAUUUUUAUUAAAAAAUUAAAUAAAUUUAUGUAAGGAGCCAGAUUCGUAUAAUAUUUUAAGUAUAUAAGCGUCAGUUGCGAGGUUGAGGUAGUUUAUUACUGUGUAAAAAGAAUACUGAUUCUCG
Messenger RNA from Pararge aegeria (speckled wood butterfly), 5851 nucleotides. It is a transcript of the gene woc, whose product is annotated as zinc finger MYM-type protein 3. Bases 344 to 5029 code for a protein of 1561 amino acids. Lineage: Eukaryota; Metazoa; Arthropoda; Insecta; Lepidoptera; Nymphalidae. The record is from RefSeq and is a predicted model, not a curated record. Gene Ontology annotation, molecular function: zinc ion binding. The transcript has 20 exons.